AUGGCCGCUACCACCACCUUGAGCUCCAGCUCUGUCGCCACAUCUCUUGGCGCUUCUUCCUACGCCAAGGAUAUCUCGGCUUCCAGGAGCCUGACCCUCGGCUUCUCGAGGCAAGACGGUCUUGGCAAGACCUUCAAGGCUAGGUGCGCUAAGGCCGCCAAGGCCUCUGCCGUCCCCGCCCAGAAGUCGACUCGCGUCUUUGCCGUGAAGGCGGAGGCCCCCCUUGUCGGCAAUUUUGCCCCUGACUUCGAGGCUGAUGCCGUCUUUGACCAGGAGUUCAUCAAGGUCAAGCUGAGCGAGUACCUGUCUCAGGGCAAGUAUGUCGUCCUCUUCUUCUACCCUCUGGACUUCACAUUCGUCUGCCCCACUGAGAUUACUGCCUUCAGCGACCGCUAUUCGGAGUUCGAGAAGAUCAACACCGAGGUUCUUGGCGUCUCUGUGGACAGCGUGUUCUCUCACCUUGCCUGGAUCCAAACCGACCGCAAGUCCGGUGGUCUUGGCGACCUCAACUACCCCCUCGUGGCUGACCUGACCAAGUCCAUCAGCAAGAAGUACAACGUCCUCAUGGAGGAUGGCAUUGCUCUUCGUGGCCUGUUCAUCAUCGACCCCAAGGGUGUUAUCCAGCACUGCACCAUCAACAACCUCGCGAUUGGCCGCUCCGUGGAUGAGACCCUGAGGACACUGCAGGCCGUGCAAUACGUGCAGAGCAACCCCGACGAGGUGUGCCCUGCUGGCUGGCAGCCUGGGGAGAAGACCAUGAAGCCCGACCCCAAGGGCAGCAAGGAGUACUUUGCCGCCAUCUAA
This is a messenger RNA of Closterium sp. Naga37s-1, 804 nucleotides long. The record is from the annotation of a GenBank genome assembly. Lineage: Eukaryota; Viridiplantae; Streptophyta; Zygnematophyceae; Desmidiales; Closteriaceae.